GUGGUUUUCCGAUUCCUAUCAUAGUCCGCUCGAUCGCGGUAGCGAGUGUAGGAAAUGGCGUCGCUCUGUAGGUCCGCCGCCGUCUCCGUCUCCGCCGUCGCGAGGUCAGCCGCCGUCCGCUCCAAAAUCCUACUCCCCAAGCCCGCGCCUUCCAGGAGAACUGCCUCGCUCCUUCGGAGGUCGGUCGCGCCGGCGCUGGGAAGCGUGGAGUCUCUGAUGCCUCUCCACAGCGCCAUCGCCUCCGCCCGGCUCAGGUCGUUCAUAGCCGUAGAUUUCUCCUGCUGGAGCUGGCUCUCUCAGGGUUUAAACAAGCGCAUCUGAUCAUGGCUAUGAAGAAGUGCAACGGAGAAGGGAAGGGAACAUUGCAUGGCGUGCUUUACCUUUGUGACCAAGGUCUGCUGGCUCUGUGCGCUGUAGAUUCUUCGAGCUUCUCUGUUGUUUGGAAGACAAAAAUAACUUUUCUAAGCUUAGUUAUCAUGCAUGAAGCAGUCGAGACAGAUAUACAUUUUUAAGUGGUUGCCCUCUUGGGGCAUUUUUGGGAGUUCGAUAUAAUGCUUCUUCAUGGAUGUUGUUUUCUAGUUGGCUUUUUUAUUUAAUUUGGUACUUAUACAAGCGUGGAUGGAUUACUUGCUGCAUAUUUUUAUGCAGCCAGAUCUGGCUUUGCAAAUGAUAAUAAUUGUAUCCAAAAUUCUGUUUCUACAAGAAAAUAUUUGUAUAUUGCUGCUGGCAUUUUCAUUAUAUCAAUGCUUUCUUAUGUGCA
Molecule: messenger RNA, 760 nt
Organism: Elaeis guineensis (African oil palm)
Lineage: Eukaryota; Viridiplantae; Streptophyta; Magnoliopsida; Arecales; Arecaceae
Source: RefSeq, a predicted model, not a curated record